Morchella sextelata is the source of this 2385-nucleotide messenger RNA. RefSeq lists its product as uncharacterized. The transcript has 9 exons. The record is from RefSeq and is a predicted model, not a curated record. Bases 1 to 2385 code for a protein of 794 amino acids. Gene Ontology annotation, biological process: Golgi to plasma membrane transport; exocytosis; intracellular protein transport. Lineage: Eukaryota; Fungi; Ascomycota; Pezizomycetes; Pezizales; Morchellaceae. Gene Ontology annotation, cellular component: membrane; exocyst.
AUGAAUUCCGCUGCUAGAAAACUCCAACUACAAACCGUCGUAAAGUCGGUACUUUCGCUUCGUCCCCAGGGGACCGGCGCACCGCCAAGUCUCAAAGCUAACGUGCACCAGCUUCUACAUGCUCCGUCGGACACAGAUCACAUUGACCAGCUCAUUACUACUAUUAAGGAUGCCACUGUAGAGGGUCGUGAAGACCAGCUUAUGUAUGAGCUUGACAAGUUCUCUAACGAGCGGGAAACUGAAAUCGAGCGCUUGUGCAAUAACAAUCACCAGGACUUUGUCUCCUCCGUCAACCAGCUACUGAAUGUCAGGAAGGGGACUGUAGAUUUGACGGAGGAGAUACUGAAGCUAAACCAAUCGAUCCAGGGAUCUACAGAGAAGCUAGUGGAGCAGAAGAAGGCCUUGGUGGACUCGCGGGAUGUUAGACAAAACAUUGACGAAGCAACACAGGCUUUACGGCUUUGUUUGGAGGUGCUAGGGCUGGCGAACCGUGUCGGCGACCUCUUGAGGGCAAAGAAGCACUAUGCAGCUUUGCGAACGCUAGACGAGCUACAGAAUGUACACCUCAAAGAGGUGAUGCAAUAUGAAGUUGCCGACAUGAUCCGGAAGUCCGUUCCAGCGAUGCAAGGAAUGGUCAAGGAAGCUGUCAUGACGGAUCUCAACAGCUGGCUCUAUAGGAUCCGUGAGAGUUCUGUGCUCCUAGGGCAGAUAGCAUUCGAUCAGACUGAGCUCCGCCGACGCCGACAAAAGGACCGGAUCAAGAAGUCGCCGUAUUUGCGUAAGUUUUCAUUCAUGAUGGUUGAAUGUACCCGCCUAAAACUCCCGGAUAUAGGAUCCUUCAAGCUCAACUCCGCGAUUGAACUGGUGCUUGAUGAACGGGAAGAGUUCGAUGUACUUCAUAAUGAAAAUGUCAAUAUUGACUUUACACCAUUAUUCGAGUGUCUCCACAUUCAUGAAGCUCUCGGAGAGAGAGACGAGUUCAGAGUCACAUAUGCGAACGUGAGACGGCAGCAGAAAGAACUUCUUCUAUCGGGAUCUUUGAACUUCACGAAUGAAGACAUAUCCGGCUUGAACCGGCUUUUAGAAGACAUAGCUGGUUUUGCUAUCGUCGAGAGAGAAACGAUGAAAAAGACAAUAAGCUUCCGAUCGGCUGUAGAUGUUGACGAACUGUGGGACUCAAUGUGCAAAAAAGCCAUCAAUAUCAUCUCACCAGCCCUGGAAAAUAUUACUGAUGCCGAUAAUCUUCUAAAAGUCAAAAAUGUCCUCGCAUUAUUUAUACAAACCAUGGACAGCUGGGGAUAUUCUGUAGAAGCGCUUGAUCAAUUCCUACUAGUACUCUUUGAGAAAUACUCAGAACGCCUCAAGAAGGAAUUCAGUGCCGGUUUUAAAGAAAUUGUUACUAGUGAUGACUACAUGCCAAUGCCUGUCAACACCCCUGAGGAAUAUGCCAAUGUUGUCAACGUGAGUUGGUAUAAGCCCGAAAAAGAAAAGGAAGAGAUAGAGUUCCCCAUUGUGCUACCGUUCUCGCAAAUGUAUCCACUGUGCUGCAUCGACAUACGUAACUUCCUGAACAAGUAUUACUUCUUCUCCGAUGAGUACUUCACACACCAAAGCGCAAUCGACGAGGAACUCAAGAACUCACUGGAUGAGCUCCUGUGUAACGUAGUUUGUACCGCCCUUGUGGAGCGCCUCGGCUCCAAAUACCUUGGACAAAUUGUGCAAAUCCUCAUCAACCUCGAACAAUUCGAGUACGCUUGCCAGGAGCUUGAGGUGCUCCUCGUGGAGGCACGACAGUCCAACCAUGGCGGCGAGAUCUCGCUCAAGGCUACUGAGCAGUUCCGCGCCGAGAAAAAGACCGCCGAGAAACGUAUCUUUGAGUUGGUCAACAGCAAGAUUGACGAUCUUGUGGAGACUGCAGAGUAUAACUGGAUGACAACUAAAAAGCAGGGACAGCCCAGCGAGUACUUGCAGCAGAUGACGCUGUUUUUGGGUAAUAUCAUGAGCUCAACGCUACUAGGAUUACCCAAGGAUAUCAAAGGGUUAAUCUACUUUGAUGCCCUAUCUCAUAUUGCUACUUCAAUUUUGGCUCUACCACUUGCCGACUCCGUCAAGAAAAUCACCAAAAUUGCUGUCGCAGACCUAGACCUAGACGCACGCUAUCUUCAGGACUUUGUCGCCAGCCUCAACGAGCCCCUUCUCCUCCAGAUCUUCGAGGAGCUACGACAGACGAUCGACCUCCUUCAGAGUGACAAUGCGGAUGAAUUCUAUAGCAUUGACACUAGGAUGAGGAAAUACUCUAAUGUCAACCCAAUGAACGGACCUAUAUUGCUAGAGAAGCUGGUGGUACCAUCUGCUGCGAAGACGGGGUUGGCGAGAUUUAGAUAG